Molecule: messenger RNA, 396 nt
Organism: Dujonia railenensis
Lineage: Eukaryota; Fungi; Ascomycota; Pichiomycetes; Serinales; Debaryomycetaceae
Source: the annotation of a GenBank genome assembly
AUGCAUUCAUACUACAAAUUCCUUCAAACGAUAAUCUUCUCAAGAAAAAAGAAGCUCUCUUUUUUCUUGAGAAGAUUAUCGUUUGAAGGAAUUUGUAGUAUGAAUGCAUGGCCUUCUGAAACCUCUAAAAUAUUUUCUUUGGUUUGUGGUUUAUCCACAAAUGGGUUUUGUGUAACAAAAGGUCGUUUUCUGCUCAAUAUGAAGGUCGUGGACGUGUUCAAUAUGGAAAUCGCCAAAUUAAACAUGUUUCGGACUUGUCAAAAAAUUUUAGAACCAGAUUUUCGAAAAUGCAAUUUUAAAAAAAAAUGUCAAAAUCAUAAGGGGGGGGUACACGAUUUGAAUGCGAGAAGUAAUUUUGAAAUUCUCCUAAAUUGGCUUCCUAUUCAUAGUGAAUGA